Notothenia coriiceps (black rockcod) is the source of this 628-nucleotide messenger RNA. Its product is annotated as zinc finger RNA-binding protein 2-like. The record is from RefSeq and is a predicted model, not a curated record. Gene Ontology annotation, molecular function: single-stranded RNA binding; double-stranded RNA binding. The transcript has 3 exons. Bases 62 to 574 code for a protein of 170 amino acids. Gene Ontology annotation, cellular component: precatalytic spliceosome. NCBI's taxonomy places the organism in Eukaryota, Metazoa, Chordata, Actinopteri, Perciformes, Nototheniidae.
UCCCCCUCUCUUUUUACAGACCUGUGUGCGUCGGCCAGACUCCCCCGAUGACCGGCACAUCAUGGCCAAACACUCCACCAUCUACCCGGUGGAGGAGGAGCUGCAGGCGGUGCAGAGGAUCGUCUCUCACUCCGAGCGGGCUCUGAAGCUGGUGUCUGACUCUCUGCUGGAGAAGGAGGAGCCACCUGUGGAGACUGAAGCUGCUGAGGAAGGAGACGAGAAGGGCACGGAGAGCUCUCCUCGGGUCCUGAAAGGAGUGAUGAGAGUAGGCAUCCUGGCUAAAGGCCUGCUUCUUCGCGGGGACAGAAAUGUGGAACUGAUCCUUCUGACGGCUAAGAAACCCACCAUCACUCUGCUGAAGAACAUCGCCAAGAAUCUGCCCAAAGAACUGCAGACAUUUUCUGAAGAUCAGUAUGAGGUGCAGGCUCACCCCGAGGAGGCCAACAUCGUGAUAUUUUCAAGCAAGGAGCCCAAAAUGCAGGUGACCAUUUCUCUCACCUCGCCGCUGAUGAGGGAGGACUCUGCUUCUGAGAAGGACAAGCAGGCAGGAGGAAAAGCGGCUGAGAAAGGUUAGAGAAGCCAAAGCUUUCAGUACCAGGCGACCAGAUGUAAGCGAUGUGUGUAAUAC